AUGAUUGAGCCAUCCCAGUUGCCUGACGGUUUUACUCACCAAACAUUGAGUUACUUGACAGAGACUUUGAUUAGCGUAAUGCGCGGAAAGCAGUUUGCUCGUUUCCUGCAAAAGCACGUUCUCUACAGUGAAAAUGAAGAACAAGAAGUCAACAGUGAAGUACGGAGUACCCCGCCAAUCCGGCUGAUGAUUUCUCAUCCCACCGCCAGCCGAAUCGUUCGGGCGAUAAUCCGUAGACUCACUAAGCUUCAGGAUAUGGAAGCCAUCUUCGACGCAUUAACCUGCGUAGCGGGACAAGGACAAUCUACUUCUGGACUUGAAGAUGCGAUUUCCAGUGGGCAGCAUGCGGUUGUCAAUGAUCUGGCUACUACUUGCUUGCAAGAAACUUUUGCUCCCAUGCAACGCCGUUUUUUGAAGGCGAGUGGCGUACCUUUUCUCUCUUAUUUUAACUUCGAAUGA
Messenger RNA from Opisthorchis viverrini, 459 nucleotides. RefSeq lists its product as hypothetical. Bases 1 to 459 code for a protein of 152 amino acids. The record is from RefSeq and is a predicted model, not a curated record. NCBI's taxonomy places the organism in Eukaryota, Metazoa, Platyhelminthes, Trematoda, Opisthorchiida, Opisthorchiidae. The transcript is spliced from 2 exons.